Messenger RNA from Anopheles funestus (African malaria mosquito), 6857 nucleotides. Its product is annotated as myosin-VIIa-like. The record is from RefSeq and is a predicted model, not a curated record. Gene Ontology annotation, molecular function: cytoskeletal motor activity; protein binding; ATP binding. The transcript has 11 exons. Lineage: Eukaryota; Metazoa; Arthropoda; Insecta; Diptera; Culicidae. Gene Ontology annotation, cellular component: myosin complex; cytoskeleton. Bases 401 to 6745 code for a protein of 2114 amino acids.
UUCUGUUGCGAUAUCAUACGAAUCUCAGCCCCGUACAGUCGCUGGCGAUUGAUUGAAUUGAACCAGUGCACUAGGUACCGGCGGUAGAGGUAAUAGACGUUCUUCGUAGCCCUCGCGAACACGCGUUGAUUCGUACCAUUAAGUGAUUUUUGUGUAAUCGGUAGAUAUCGUGAAAAGUGCACCCGAUAUUUGCCUACUGUACCAUCGUAUAAAGUGUUACAAAGUUAAAUAGGUGGAAAAUUACAAACGUUACUCCGAUACGAAUAGAUCGCGUGAAAGCACAAAUCACCUCAAAAGCCUGGUGACGUUGCAACCGAACUCCGUCCAUCCGUCCUCCGCUUCGAUGACAAGUACAGGAAGUGUGUGCUGCUGAGGAGAAGCAAAAAUUCUGUUUAUCACGAUGGACACCAAAGAGGAGCUUGGUGAAUGGGUUUGGAUCCAGCCAAAGCAUAAUCAUGAGUUUGAACUACCGUAUGCUGGGCGUGUUCUUCGUACUCACGAAGGCCGCACGUUGGUCGCCAACGAUGAUGGAGAAGAGUUCUGGGUUAAGGACACUGAGAUAAUCAAACCGAUGCACGUGUCGUCACAGAAAACGGUACACGAUAUGAUAACGCUGGGCGACCUCCAGGAGUACGCCAUACUGCGUAAUCUCAUCGUUCGCUACCGGCAGAAGCAAAUUUAUACGUACACGGGCAGCAUGCUGGUUGCGAUAAACCCGUACGAAAUACUACCGAUCUACACGUACAACGAGAUCAAUCUGUACCGUGACAAGAAAUUGGGUGAGCUGCCGCCACACAUCUUCGCCAUCGGGGAUAGUGCGUAUCAGGAGAUGAAGCGCGAAAAGCGUGACCAGUGUAUCGUGAUCAGCGGUGAGUCCGGUGCGGGCAAAACCGAAAGCACCAAGCUGAUCCUGCAGUAUCUGGCCGCGACUAGCGGGAAGCACUCGUGGAUCGAGCAGCAAAUUAUCGAAUCGAACCCCAUUCUGGAAGCGUUCGGCAAUGCGAAAACGAUGCGCAAUGAUAACUCGUCCCGGUUUGGCAAGUACAUCGAUGUACACUUCACGACCGAAGGUGCGAUCGGUGGGGCACGGAUCGAGCAGUACCUGCUGGAGAAGUCACGCAUUGUGCGGCAGAACAAGGGUGAGCGUAACUAUCACAUCUUCUACUCGAUGUUGGCCGGUAUGACGAAGGAAGAGCGGAAACGGCUCGAUCUGGAGGAUGCGCCGAAAGCGUACGCGUAUCUUACCAGUGGCCAAACGCUGCUCUGCGAGGGACGGAACGAUGCGAAAGAGUUUGCGGAUGUACGGUCCGCCAUGAAGGUGCUCGCAUUCGACGAUCAAGAGAUUCAAUCGAUACUGAGCCUGCUGGCGGCCAUUUUGCAUAUGGGAAAUGUGAAAUAUAAAGCGACCGUUGUGCAGAACAUCGAUGCAGUGGAAAUUAACGAUACGUUGAACGUGGGACGAGUUGCGAUACUGCUCGGUGUUUCCAAAGCUCAGCUCCUGAGUGCUCUAACGCGCAAAACCAUUAUAGCUCACGGCGAGCGUGUUGUGUCGCAGCUGUCCAAAGAUCAAGCACUGGAAGCGCGGGAUGCGUUCGUGAAGGCAAUCUACGGCAAACUGUUCAUCACGAUCGUGGACAAAAUCAACAAGGCGAUCUACAAAUCAUCGAACAAGGGACGACUCUCGAUCGGUGUGCUGGACAUCUUCGGGUUCGAACAGUUCGAGGUGAAUAGUUUCGAGCAGCUGUGCAUCAACUAUGCGAAUGAGAAUUUGCAACAGUUUUUCGUGAAGCACAUCUUCAAGAUGGAGCAAGCGGAAUAUGCCAGGGAGGGUAUCAACUGGACCACGAUCGAUUUCAUCGACAACCAGGAAAUUCUGGACAUGAUCGGCAUGAAGUCACUAAACCUUAUGUCCCUGAUCGAUGAAGAAACACGCUUUCCCAAGGGUACCGAUCUGACGAUGCUGUCCAAGCUGCACACAACGCACGGUUCGAAAACGGUGUACGUUAAGCCAAAGUACGACAAAGAUCCGGCCUUCGGAGUGCAACACUUUGCGGGCGUAGUGUUUUACCGUGUGGACGGUUUCCUGGAAAAGAAUCGCGACUCGUUCAGCCCCGAUCUUAAGGAGUUGGUAACGAAAAGCACUAACGAAUAUUUGGUGGCACUGUUCGGUACGGAUGAUUCGCUCGAUACGACCAAACGCUCGAUGACACUGUCGCUACAGUUUAGGAAUUCACUCGAUUCGCUAAUGCGCACGCUUUCGUCAUGCCAUCCGUACUUUAUACGCUGCAUUAAGCCGAACGAUGUUAAGCGGCCUAAGAUCAUCGAUAAGACACUGUGCGUACGGCAGCUACGAUACUCAGGUAUGAUGGAGACGGCCAAGAUAAGAAAGGCUGGAUAUGCAAUUAGACACACGUACCGAGAAUUUGUCGAUCGGUAUCGGCAUCUCGUGGCGGGUAUAGGGCCCGCACACAAGGUAGACUGUGUGCAGGCUGCGAAAGAUAUCUGCAAGAAGGUGCUCGUCACAAUUCCGGACGACUAUCAGUUCGGCAUGACGAAGGUGUUCCUGAAGGAAAGUCAUGAUUAUCUGCUAGAAUCGGAACGGUCACGGGUCUACCUACACUAUGUCGUACUGAUUCAGCGCGCCUUCCGGAAGGUACUAUUUUGGAGGUACUUGCGCCGUUAUCGCCAGGCAGCAAUCACAAUACAGAAGCACUGGCGCGCAAGAGGAUACCGUGCGGACUAUCUGAAGAUGCGCAACGGCUAUCGACGUUUGCAGGCGGUAAUCAAGUCACGGACGAAAACGUACGCCUUUGGACGGCUUCGCGGUGCGAUGGUACAGCUGCAGGCACAGUGCCGCGGGUACCUGACCCGCAGGAACUUGCGUGACAGGAUCACGUACCGUGCGAGACGUAUGAACGAAAUCAUUGCGAUACAGCGCACGGAAGAGUUGCAGUUCCGCAAGUCGGGCAAUGCGCGCUGGAAGGAGGACGCCGAACACAACUACUGGUUGCGGAUUGACGAGCUGAACCGGGAGAUGACGUACCAGCAGGAAGCGCGCAAGGCAACGGUGGUACUUUCGCAGCCCACCAUCAACGUGGAGGAGGACAACAAGAUUGUGGACGACGUGUUCGGGUUUCUGGAAGGUACUACGAGCCCCGAGCCGGUACCGAAACGGAAACCAUCGCUAGCCGGUGCUGAGCAGCCAGAGGAAGCAGGUCAGCAGAACGUACAGGAGCAAACGGUUUCUUAUCGCGAGGAUUUAUCCGACUACAACUUUUCCAAAUUUGCGGCAACUUACUUUGCGAACAAUGCGUCUUAUCAGUUCAGCAAGCGAAAGCUUAAAUCCUCUCUGCUUGACCUCUACAGCACGGCUGAUGUUAUAUCCGCACAGGCACUUUGGAUCACCAUUCUACGAUUCAUGGGUGAUAUGGCGGAUGCAAAGUACGAAGACGAAAGUGACGAAUCAAAGCACAAGCCAGUAAUGCAGCGUGUCUCCACCACACUGGGACGCAAUUUUGCGAAAUCCAAAGACUUCCAGGCAUUCCAGGAGACGCUGUCGGAGCAUGAUCGAAAGAUGAUACAUCGUACAUUGAAGAAGAAGUCGAAAAUUCCAAACGAACUGAAAUCGAUCAUCGAGAACAACGAGGAAAUUACGGACUAUCAGGAAUUUCUGAACAGUCGUAGCAACAAUCUGGACAAGCUGCACUUUAUUAUUGGUCAUGGUAUCUUGAACAAGAAUUUGCGCGAUGAGAUAUUCUGUCAGAUUUGCAAACAGCUUACCAAUAAUCCGACCGCUACCUCACACGCUAAGGGUUGGAUCUUGCUAUCACUUUGUGUGGGUUGUUUCCCACCAUCGGAGCGAUUCGAGAAGUAUUUGCGUUCCUUCAUCAGAGAUGGUCCGGAGCUGUAUGCACCGUACUGUGAGCAUCGGCUCGAUCGUACGCUUAAGAACGGUACGAGACGUCAGCCUCCCUCGUUGAUGGAGUUGCAGGCGACUAAAACGAAAAAACCGAUGAAUGUUAGUGUGAUCCUAAUGGACGGCACAAACCGGCCCGUCGAAACGGACUCGGCAACGACGGCUAGCGAAUUGUGUGAGAAGGUAAGCGAUCUGGUCGGAUUGAAGGAUCGUUUUGGUUUUUCCAUUUUCAUCACGAUGCAGGAUAAGGUACUAUCGCUUCAAAGUGGCCGUGAGUUUCUGAUGGAUGCCAUAUCAAACUGUGAACAGUUUGCGAAGGAGCAAGGCCUUAGUGAACGGGCAGCCGAUUGGAAGAUAUUCUUCCGCAAGGAACUGUUCGCUCCGUGGCACGAUCCAGCAAUUGAUCCGAUCGCAACGGGGCUGAUCUAUGCGCAGAUAGUACGUGGAUUGAAUUUGGGUGAGCUAGUUAGCAAUUCGGAUAAGGAUCUGGCAAUGCUGGCGGCACUGCAAUACUUUGCCGAGUAUGGUAGUGAGAUGAAUGUAAAGACACUGCAGGAACGACUGAAGGAUUUCGUGCCGCGAAGCGUACUGCGGUCGGAGACGGCUCCACGUUGGAUGCAAAUGAUAGAGACCGCGUUCAAAAAGAGCCGCUGCGUGAAGGAGUUCCUGCAGAGAGCUGUAGCCAAGGAGGACAUUGUGCUGUUUGCGAAGAUUACGUGGGGUAUGAUGUUUUCCCGUUUCUUUGAAGCCGUCCAGUCCGGUGGUCCGUCGCUCGCUUCGGCAAACAUUAUUAUUGCGGUCAAUUGGUCCGGUUUGUUCUUUGUGGAUGAGCAGGAACAGGUGCUGGUGGAACUGUCCUACCCUGAGGUAGUCCAUGUGAGCUGUGAGGAAGAUGGUGAAACGGAAGUAGGCACACUGUAUCUGGGCACGAUUCAGGGGGAGGAAUUCAGCUUUAAAACGUUCGAUGCACGCGUUGUUUCCGAGCUGGUCAACUUUUUAAUCGAUGGAUUGAAAAAGCGAAGCAUCUAUGCGGUAGCGAUACAGUCGUACAAAUCGGACACCACCGAUGAUACGGUGCUGACCCUUCUGAAGGGAGAUCUUAUAGCGCUUGGGCAAGGUUUUACUGGAGAAUCGAUUAUGGCUGAAGAAUCUACCUGGGGUUAUGGAGAAUGCAAUGGAAAGUCUGGCUACUUCCCAACGGAAUCGAUCUACAUCCUACCGACGAUUAUGCCGCCGUCAGGUGUGGUGUUGAAUUUCUACAAGAAAGAAAAUGCGGUUAAAAGCAAGAAGCAUGCUGGUCCUAUUUACAACACUGUACAGAGAAAGAAGAUGCACACACUACAACGAUUCGCUACGGAUCACUUUAGAGCAGCAAUUGCAACUGUAUCCUCCGCCACAAGUAUUAACAGUGUGCGCAAGUCAACGGUGGAAGAGCUCUGGAAACAUACAAGGGAUCCAAUGAAGGCACCACUUCUAGAGCGGCUUCAAAAUGAUCGUGCCAAAUGUGACACUGCUUUGAUGAUUUUCACUCUAAUUCUGAAGUAUAUGGGUGAUCUUCCAAAAAGCCGCGAGCAGAUCGAUGUCAGUAAAAUAUUCACCCCAGCAAUGGUGGAUGAUCUGCUGCGGGAUGAAGUUUACUGUCAAACUAUGCGCCAGCUGACCGAAAACAAGAUCCAAAUCAGCGAAGAACGUGGCUGGGAUUUGUUGUGGCUAGCCACAGGGGUGAUGGUUCCCAGUCAGGCAUUGCAGAAGGAAUUGUUUAUGUUUUUGCGCACACGUAAACAUCCCAUCGCGGUGGACUGUUUGCAGAGGUUGCAGAAAACGAUAAAGCUAGGUUCCCGGAAGUACCCACCGUACAUUGUGGAGGUGGAAGCGAUACGCUAUCGUACGGUCGAGAUCUAUCACAAGGUGUACUUCCCGGACGAUACCGAUGAAGCGUUCCAGAUAGAGUCAUCCACAAAGACGAAGGAUCUUAUACAAACGAUCACCCGUCGGUUGGAGCUGAAGUCUAGCGAGGGAUUCAGUCUCUUCAUCAAGGUGAUGGAUAAGGUACUGUCGGUGCCGGAAGAAUAUUUCCUGUUCGACUUCAUCUACGAACUGUUGGAGUGGUUACGUGAGACACAUCCUUCACGAACGAACGACAAUCGCAUCCAGUGCGAGUACCAGCUGUUCUUCAUGAGAAAGCUCUGGAUCAACGUAGUGCCGGGGCGGGAUCGUAAUGCGGACGAGAUAUUCCACUUCCAUCAGGAGGUGCCGAAACUGCUGCAGGGAUACUAUCAGCUCACCAAGGAGGAAGUCGUCGAUUUGGCAGCAUACAUCUUCUGGGCACAGUAUGAAGUCUCCGAUCAGAUGCUGUUGGGUAAGAGCUUCCACGAUUACCUGCCCAUGCUCGUCGCAAAGGAUGCAGAGCGGCUACAAAAACUAGAUCACUGGAAGCGAGACAUCAUAGCGAAAAUUGACUCCGUCAAGGGAAUCAGCGUGAGCGAGGCUAAGCUAGCUUUCCUGAAGCUGAUGCAGCAAUUUUCGAUGUUCGGAUCAACGUUCUUUGUGGUGAAACAAGCGACCGAUCAAAACUUACCACCGACCCUGCUGAUAGCGAUCAAUCGAUCUGGUUUCCAUCUGAUAGAGCCACAUACGAAAGAGGUACUGCACAGCUACAGUUACACCGAGCUAAACUUCUGGAGCUCGGGCAACACAUUCUUCCAUAUCAAGUUCGGUAACAUGAUGGGAUCGACGAAGCUGCUGCUGGAAACGAAGCAAGGAUACAAAAUGGACGAACUGUUGGCGUCUUACAUACGUCACUUCAAGGCACAGGCGCAACGGAACUGAGAGGUGGCUGUAGAUUGGAUUGCAGAUAAGGAGAGUGUCGUACGCGCAAACCGUUUAAUUUAGUCGUAAUGCUUUAUUGGAUAGGCAAUAAAAUCAAAACAUUUUAGACGUA